AUGCAUCCAGAGAUUCAAAAGUCGGGAAUCCCACCUUUCCAACGCAAAUUACAACAACCACUUGAGUUACAAGAGCAAACUGACCCUGGAUCUCUUGUGAAACAAAUUGAUGCAGCAAAAGAAAAGGCGAGGUUGUUGUACGAUGAGAUAAUCAGCGUCAAAAAGCGAACCCAGGACACCACCUUGCAAAGGUCAUCCGUCAACGUUGCAACAAUACCUCGCGAUUCAUGCAAAUUGAGGUUAUACAAUACUUUGCGUGGACACCAAAACAAGAUUGCCAAAUUGUGUUGGAAUGCAGAUUCAUCAAAAAUCUUGUCCGCUUCACAGGAUGGUUACAUGAUACUUUGGGACACAAUAACUGGGUUUAAAAAGCAAGCUAUUCAGUUGGACAAUCCUUGGGUGCUCACAUGUAGUAUAUCCCCCAAUGAAAAGCUAGUGGCUUCGGCUGGAUUGGACAACAACUGCACAAUAUACAAAAUCAAGCCCGACACUACAAACAACCCGGUUCAAGUGCAACAGCAAUUUCGAAGCAACGCCUUCCCCAUGCAAACGGGCUUCUUCCAAUCAGUCCAAUCAAUUUUCAAAAGCCACGCUGCAUACAUUUCAGAGUGUGAGUUUAUCGGGAACAACUCAAUUGUGACCGGUAGUGGUGACAUGACUUGUAUGUUGUGGGAUAUCACAAAGGGGUCCAAAUCCCGUGACUUCAUUGAUCAUGUAGGAGAUGUAUUGUGUCUCACUGUGUUUCCAACAAAUAUCUUGCUGGACAAUCUUUUCAUCAGUGGAUCUUCAGAUGGGUACGCUAAAGUAUGGGAUUUGAGACUGCCGACACCAGCACAAAGUUUCAGCAUCUCCAAUAGUGAUGUAAAUUGCGUUAAAGUGUUUCCAGAUGGGAAUGCGUUUGCUGUUGGUUCAGACGAUGGUCAAAUCAGAUUGAUUGAUUUGAGAAGUGACUGCGAAUUGGCCCACUAUUCUUUGAACCUGGAACUCCGAAACAUGCAUGAAAACGCAGCAAUUCAAAGGUCACCCACGACGCCGCAGGAUAGAAGGGCUUACGCCCUUGGAAAUAGCUUUUCGAUGUUAACACCGUCGAGCGCUCCAGUCAAUGCGUCACUAGCCUCCAGUGACAGAUUGAGUAUAAGCUCUAGGAACUCAACCUUGGAAAAUUCCGGUGUGUUUUCCCUUGAUUUUGGAAAAAGUGGAAGAUUGUUGUAUUCUUGCUAUUCGGACCACGGAUGUGUUGUUUGGGACACUUUGAAAAAUGAAAUUAUUGGCACCCUAGGAAGCGAACAUUUGAACAAAAUAAGUAGAGUUGCUGUUAGUCCUGACGGAGUUGCAUUGGCAACUGGUUCUUGGGAUUCUACAAUCAAAGUAUGGAGCGUAUAG
Messenger RNA from Lodderomyces theae, 1383 nucleotides. RefSeq names its product G protein subunit beta (gene STE4). The coding region runs from base 1 to 1383 and encodes 460 amino acids. The record is from RefSeq and is a predicted model, not a curated record. The transcript has a single exon. Gene Ontology annotation, molecular function: signaling receptor complex adaptor activity; protein binding. Gene Ontology annotation, biological process: G protein-coupled receptor signaling pathway. Lineage: Eukaryota; Fungi; Ascomycota; Pichiomycetes; Serinales; Debaryomycetaceae. Gene Ontology annotation, cellular component: heterotrimeric G-protein complex; cytoplasm.